GUCAUUGUUUUGGCUAACAACAAUCAUGGCGACGUGAAGCUAGCUUGGCCUUUGAAGAUCAAGUGAAACUGAGCUCUGAGUGACAGUCAGUUGUUAAGCCGAAGAAUUACAACAAAAUUAUUCAAAUGCCUAACGAAACAAAUGCAGAGGAAAAAAUGGAGCCAGAUGAUGAAGAGCUUCAAGAACUUUACAAAUGGCUUGACGAAAUUCCGUUGAGCAGGGUGAAGAAAAAUGUCGGCAGAGAUUUCAGCGAUGCAGUUCUAAUAGCAGAAGUUGUCCAUCACUUUUAUCCUCGUAUGGUUGAGCUCCAUAAUUACACUCCGGCAAGUUCAUCGACACACAAGAUUGAGAACUGGAAAUUACUGAACAGGAAAGUGUUGGCCAAAUUGAAUUGCCAAGUACCAGAGAGAGAUAUUCGUGGUUUGACAACAGCCAAGGCUGGUGCAGCGGAAUUUUUCUUGAUCAAGCUCAGACAGAGAAUAGAAGCUUUACAUUUGAAAAAGAAGAGUCAACAAGCUAAUAAAGCACAGAUGUCCCCUGAUGGUUAUCUAGAUGGGAUGGAGGUUGGUUCUGUUCCCGCCAGACCACCAAAAGUUCACAAACCUGGUGCUGGAAGACCCCCAAGGGCAGCUGCCCCAGCCCCUAAAGCUCCCACAGUGCUGAAACCUCCACCACAGGGCUUCAAUGAUCCAAGAGGAGCUUCCUAUAGACAGCAACUGAAUGGAGGGAUAGAACCUGAGUUAGCACCAGCCGUUAGGAUGGUCAUAGAACAAAAAGAACAAGCAUUACUCGCAUCACAAGAAACAGUGCAGAUUUUACAAGCAAAGGUGAGGCGAUUAGAACAUCUCCUGAAAUUGAAAGACGAUAGGAUAGAGGAGCUGAUGAAAUCGGUGCAGAGGGCGCAAGGACAUUACUGAACAAUGUAUGCUCUGUCAAGUCUAGCGGGUCUGAGUAGAGUACAGGCAAUACGGCAAUAAUAAAUAGAAUUGUUCUGUAAUCAUUCUAGCACAGAGAGAGAGAUAGAAAGAGAGAGAGGGUGCUUUCACAUUUGGUCGUGCGACUGCUUACAACUGUUGCGAUUCUGUGCAACAUAUAUUGUGACCAAAUUAUCGCAAACGAUCACACGAGCAACUGUGAAAGCCCCUUAAGACAGACUAGGCAUAAAAUGGGGAAUAAAUUAGAAAUACAUGUACAUGUAAUUAAAGGGAUAGAGAGAGAGGGGGGUGGAGUAAGAGAGAAACUGAAAUUGAAAAAACAUAUCUAGGACUCUGCAGGAAGGAAAGUAAUGCAAACUCAUGGAAUAUAAAAGAAAUAUCAUUCAAAAAAUUAUGUUUUGUACUUGAAAUGUAUAUAAAGGUUUAUGAAUUUACUUUUUAAAUAGAUGCUCCAAGCUGAAAUUGAUGUGAUUUGAAAUAACUAGAGUGAAGUUGAAUUGAAGGAAAACGCCGAACUGUUAUUAAAAUGAAAAAUAAAAAAAAUAUGGGUUCUUGAAUUUUCAACUUUUAAGCCCAGCGCACACUGUGAGACCCCGAUGUGAUGCAACUUUUUAAUGAAUGGCAUUUUGCAUAAAAUAUGAAAGUUUCAAGAAGUAAAAUUAUUUUGUUUGAAGUUAGGAAUAAUAAAAUAAUUGCUGCAAGCCCUGUGGUCGGAGUAAAGUCCACUUUGGCUUCAAGUCGCAUCCGAGGAUGACGUCAUUACAUUUUGAAAUUGAAUUUGCAUUUAUUUUUACAGGGAGGCUUGAACUUGACUGAAUUUUGAUUUUAGUAGUCCUUAUGCCAAUUACAGAAAGAGUUGCAAUCAAUUGCAACUCUAAAAAAAUUGCGCAACUUGAUUUUCUACCAAUCAACAGCAUGCAUUUCGGACUUGCGAUUGAUUUUUUGACUUGCGUUUAAACGCAACUCUUUCUGCAACAGACUCCUUGCACUAUUCUGAACUCUGAUCGCCAAAAGUUUAUCAGCUGGAAUGUUCAUCUCAAAUGUUAUUACAAUUUCUUUGAAAUUCUGAUCGCAAUGAAUUGCAUAGUGUGCGCCGGGCUUUAUACUCUCUGAGAUCCCAACACGUUUCAUGUGACUUGUCUGCAACACACAAAUUAAUCCACAUGGCAUUUCAUGACAAUUUUCUCUUAAGUGUCCCACAUCUUUUCUAUGACCCGUGCACAUGAAAUUUUGCACACACAGGUCUCGAGCUAAAGAUGUGCAAGACACAAUUUUCGCAUUUGUCAGAAAUUGUAUUGAUAUGGUAACCACUAUUAAAACCCAAAAAACUCAUUAUUGGAUCAAAGUACUUCCCCAGUUUUCAGUCAGUGCUCAUGAAAUUUGGCUCAAAUAUUCAUCUUGGGGUAAAAAUGAUUUAAUAUUAGUUGUUUUCAAAGUCUGCACUCCUGCUCUGUAGAAUUGCAUAAUGCAGACAAGACUGCCAGAUGUAAUUCAAAUCUUUCUGUUUCAGCCUGGAGUAUCUAUCUAUGUAGUUUUAAAGUGUUAAGGCAAUUUGUACAUUACAUGAAUAACUUAUUUCAGGGAUAUUAUAGCGAUAGAUUCUGUGUCUGUAUGAAUAGAACUAAUUGUGAUAUAUUUAUUUUUAUUCACCUUGAUCUCUGUUAAGGCUACAUGUAUGUUGCAUGUGCAAUUGGUACAAAUUGUGAUCAAAUACCUAUCUAAGUCAAUAUUUUAAUCUAUUUUAAUAAUUCAGAUUUCUUCUUCAGGCUUAAGAUAAAUGUCCUAUUGAUGUCAGGCUAGUGACUUUAUUGUCGUAUUUGUAUGAAAAUUUUUAUUUAUAUACAAUUUUUUAAGCACUACAGACACGUAUUUCAUUUGGAUCUAAAGAGAUUUAUGGGAUUGAGAAGGUAUAUUUCCCCCUCGAUAUAGAAUCCUAAAUGUCUUGCCAUUUAGCUUUAACUGUAGAAGUCAUACAGUAACAUUCAUAUCUGAAUAUUAUAUGUGUGAAUGUACAUUUCCAAAAGCGUUCUAAUUUAAUGAGAAAUAAUGUAGCAGUAGGCUUUUAAGUGUGAUUAGAAUUCCUAUUUGGUAUUUAAGAAAGAGAUCAUCUUAAUAAUUCAUAAUGAAAACACUUUAAGCAAGUUCACAAGUGGAGGUUUUGUGGCUCAGUGGAUAAAUCUCGACUUUGAAUCCACAAGGUCUUGAGUUCUUAACAUGUAACGGAUCAAGAAUGAUUACCUUUUUAAAGGGGAAGUUCACCCUGAGAAAAAUUUGUUGUAAAAAUAGUAAAAAAUAUUGGUGAAGGUUUGAGGAAAAUCCGUUAAAGAGUAAGAAAGUUAUUAGAGUUCAAAGUUUUGGAUUUGUGACGUCAUAUACGAGCAGCUGCCCCAUGUGUUAUGUAAUAUAAAAUGCAUGAAUUUCAAAUUUUGUAUGGUUCCUGAUGACUUAAUUAUGUUUUCUAUUCAUGAUCGGGUGUGAAAUGAUUUGUCUAUUGAUAUACAAAAGGUACAGUGAAAACCAUUUUUAAUUUUCUGAGAAAAUGACAUUUCAUUGAUUUUUUACCAUUCGCUGUGUAGGAAUGCUGCUCGCAUGUGAUGUCACAAAUCAAAUAAUUGAAAUUCUAAUAACUUUUUAAUUAUUUUAUGAAUUUUUCUCAAACCUUCGGCAAUAUUUUUUAUUAUUUUUUCUGCUAUGUUUACAAUGAACUUUUUGUCAGGGUGAACUUCCCCUUUAACUGUUGUUAAAAUGGUGGAAUCUUGGUGUAGUGGUUAUGAAUUCUGCCUCUUUAUCUCAGGGGUAUGGGUCCAAAUCAUGCGUAAAUUUACUUCAAUUUGUACUGAAUUUCAACCAAGGUUAGGUAAAUGGGAACCUGGCAGGAAUUAACAUUUAUUCCUUGAAAUGCAGAGUGAAUGCUACUUGUGAAAGCUCGGGUAAUUACUAUGUAUAAUUAAAGGGCCCUUAGCUACUUCUGCAAGUAUUAGGUAUUAUAAUAUUAUUUUGUUCCAUUUGCUGUAUUGUCUUUUUUUAAUGCAAUUUAAACUCUACUGUGCUUUGUUUGUAUGACUGAAAAUUAUGAUUGAAAUUAAGUGAAUUUCAUGAUCAUAUCAUUUGUGUAGAAUAGUCAACAAGCCACCUGCCAUGUCCUGUAAUUUGCUAGUCCUCUCAUACACAAUUAUAUCUUUUAGAAUUCAAUGUAGACCAUUGUAAAGAAAAGAGCUAAUGAGCAUGCUUGAUUGAAGGCUACACAUGUGUUGAAUUUAUGGCGAAAAUAGUCAUAUUGCCUGGUUGCCAAAUAAAAAGAAGACACACCCCCCCCCCCCCCCCCCCGAGGUUGUAUAAAGUGCUAUUAAAAAGAUAAAGUUGCUAAGUUUCAAAUCAACUUUUUAUUGGGGUAAACUUCCCCUUUUAAAACAAAGAUGUCACUUCGUAACAUGCAUAUGUUUUAGGAGACAUUUUAAGUACGAUCUGCAAAUUCACAACUCUUCAUGUUCUCAGCAUAAUUGAAAGUUAAUACUAAUUUAAUUUUGCUAAUUUAUGAGUUAUGAGCAUUUUAAUUUCGAAAUCACUUAUACUAAUGAGAUCCUCCAAUUGGCAACAUGACCAAGUUUUUUGAUGUCACAGAAGUACAACUCUCCCUUUUUUACACUGAAAUAAUACCCCAAAACAUUUAUUUUUCUAAUUUCUAAUGAUAUUACAAACUCUUUGUCCAUGAUAAAUUUUAUGAAACCUCUAUUACAUGACCUCCCCUGAAAAAAACACACCUGAUCUAUGGAUAGACUUGAUAAAGUGAGAAUUUUAAUGAAAUAUAUAGAAGAGUAAUUGGGGAGUUGUACAAGUGUGACUGACAUCACACAUUUUGGUUGGUCGCAUUGCCAAUGGGAAGAUGUCCUCAUUAUUACUGAACUCAACAUUGAAAUGUUCACAACUUUCAUAUUCCUUUGUUCAGUUUUUCUCAAACCUUCAUUGAUUUGUUUCUUUGAUUUUUCUGUUGUCACUCAAGCUAACUUGUUCCUUUAUGAAACACAAUGGUGCAGGUUGUAUUCUGCCAAAAUAAAAUGUUCUGUGUAAAUAAUAUAAAAUCAUUUUAAAAAGAUUCACCUUCUCGUAUGUAUUUAUGUAAGGUAUGUACAUUAAACCUUGAACAGAAAAACUUCAA
Molecule: messenger RNA, 5091 nt
Organism: Lytechinus pictus (painted urchin)
Lineage: Eukaryota; Metazoa; Echinodermata; Echinoidea; Temnopleuroida; Toxopneustidae
Product: sperm flagellar protein 1-like
Exons: 7
Coding region: 126-917 (263 amino acids)
Biological process (GO): regulation of cytoskeleton organization
Cellular component (GO): axoneme
Molecular function (GO): microtubule binding
Source: RefSeq, a predicted model, not a curated record